This is a messenger RNA of Austrofundulus limnaeus, 1456 nucleotides long. RefSeq names its product splicing factor 1. The record is from RefSeq and is a predicted model, not a curated record. Gene Ontology annotation, molecular function: zinc ion binding; mRNA binding. Gene Ontology annotation, biological process: regulation of mRNA splicing, via spliceosome. Lineage: Eukaryota; Metazoa; Chordata; Actinopteri; Cyprinodontiformes; Rivulidae. Gene Ontology annotation, cellular component: nucleus.
GGUUUUCUGUUGUGCGCCAUUUUGAGUGAGUUGUUGAAAACUAGGGACGGGUCAUUGUUCUGGAGCAAACUCGCUCGUUUUAACCUAAAUAUCGUAGCGAACCAACGUCUGACGAACACAGAGCCAUUUCAGCUGAUUGGAAAUGGCCACGGGAGCAAACGCAACUCCUCUGGGGAAGUUGCACCCCAGUAUCGGCGCUAAACGAGGAUUCGACGCCGGGCCUGGUGCUGGAGGCAACGGGCUGAUGCCAACACCGGGACCUCCCGGAUCGUUUCCCUCUCUACAGAGUUACCAGCCCCCCAUGCCCAACACAUCUUUUGCUCCCCCACACCAGUUCAACCCAGGGUUUCCCACCCAGAUUCAACAACAGUCCGCUGUGGGAGCCGGAAUCAUGUCUAACGAUUUCGGCCAGAAGAAACCGAGGAAGAAGAGUCGAUGGAGCAGCGAGACACCCGAUCAGAAGACUGUUAUCCCGGGAAUGCCCACAGUUAUUCCCCCUGGACUCACACGAGAUCAAGAGAGAGCAUAUAUAGUCCAACUGCAGAUUGAAGACCUGACUCGUAAACUGCGUACAGGAGACCUGGGAAUCCCUGUUAACCCUGAGGACAGGUCUCCCUCUCCAGAGCCCAUCUAUAACAGCGAGGGCAAAAGGCUAAACACCCGCGAGUAUCGCACCCGAAAGAAGAUCGAGGAGGAGCGGCACUCCCUGAUCACAGAAAUGAUUAACCUCAACCCCGACUUCAAGCCUCCUGCAGACUACAAACCCCCAGCCACAAGAGUCAGUGACAAAGUUAUGAUCCCUCAAGAUGAAUAUCCUGAAAUCAACUUUGUUGGCCUGCUAAUCGGACCACGUGGUAAUACGUUGAAGAACAUUGAGAAAGAAUGCUGUGCUAAGAUCAUGAUUCGAGGAAAAGGUUCUGUGAAAGAAGGGAAGGUUGGUCGAAAAGAUGGACAGAUGCUGCCGGGAGAAGAUGAGCCUCUGCAYGCGCUGGUCACUGCCAACACAAUGGAUAACGUGAAGAAAGCUGUGGAACAGAUUCGUAACAUCCUGAAACAGGGCAUYGAGACUCCUGAGGACCAGAACGACCUACGAAAGAUGCAGCUGAGGGAGCUGGCCAGACUCAACGGCACCCUGAGGGAGGAUGAUAACAGAAUCCUUCGUCCUUGGCAGAACACUGAGCCUCGCAGCAUCACCAACACCACCCUCUGUACCAAAUGUGGUGGAGCAGGCCACAUCUCGUCUGACUGCAAAUACACCAGCACGUUUGCUGCCCAGAGAGCACCAGGAGCUGAGCCCCCCCAGUCAGCACAGGACAAGGCUCGGAUGGACAAGGAGUACCUGUCCCUCAUGGCUGAGCUGGGGGAGGCCCCCAUCCCCUCUUCUGGCGGGGGACACUCUGGCACUCAGGCAGGAGCUCCUCGAGCUUCUGGCCCCAACAGCAACCAGCCCCCACCG